Messenger RNA from Papaver somniferum (opium poppy), 1599 nucleotides. Its product is annotated as organelle RRM domain-containing protein 1, chloroplastic-like. Gene Ontology annotation, biological process: mitochondrial mRNA modification; cytidine to uridine editing. The record is from RefSeq and is a predicted model, not a curated record. Lineage: Eukaryota; Viridiplantae; Streptophyta; Magnoliopsida; Ranunculales; Papaveraceae. Gene Ontology annotation, cellular component: mitochondrion. The coding region runs from base 52 to 1236 and encodes 394 amino acids. The transcript is spliced from 9 exons. Gene Ontology annotation, molecular function: RNA binding.
UUUGAAUAGUUUUUUUUACAGUUACAAAUUCUGUGCUGAAAGGAAACAGCCAUGGAAAUCUUCACUACUACUAACAAAAAUAUAAUUACUGUUCAACCAGUAAAGAAUCUAAUUCAAUCUUCAACUUUUUCACAAAUAAACAUCAAAUUAACCAGCAAAAAUAUCAACAGAAAUGUCCUUAGAAUCAGUUCUUCUUGGAAUCCCAACAUUCAAUCUUCAUCUUCAAUAACAACAAAGGCAGUUGCAGAUACUAAAACCCAAAAUUUGGAUUUUCUUAAUUCAUUGAAUGGGGGCCAACAAUGUCACUGGAUUGUAGUUAUGGAGAAACCCUUACAAAUAGGAAUUCAAUCUAAAUCAGAUGUUAUUGAUUAUUAUGUUAAAACCCUGAGUAGGGUUUUAGGAAGUGAAAAGGAAGCUCAAAUGUGUAUUUACAAUGCUUCAUGGGAGACCCGUUUUGGUUUUUGUUGUGAUAUCGAUGAAGCGGCUUCUAGCGAGCUCUCUGGCUUGCCGGAAGUGUUAUCCGUACGGCCUGACCUGGAUUUUGAAUCUGCGGAGAAGGAUUACAGUUUAGAAAAUGUUCAAUUGAGUGGUGUGUCGAAUUUAAGUGCUGGAAUAUCUCGGUUGUUUGUGGAGGGGAAUUCUAAGUAUUGGUUAGUUAGAAUGGAGAAACCUACAGUUGAAGUUGUUACAAAGGCACAAAUGGUGGAUUACUAUGCUCAAAUACUAUCAAAAGUUUUGGGAAAUGAAAUGGAUGCACAAAUGUGUAUAUAUCAUAUUUCAUGGAAAAACAACUUUGGGUUCUGUUGUGAACUUGAUGAUGAAUGUGCGCGUGAACUUGUAGGAGUGCCUGGAGUUAAGUCCGUUGAUGCGGAUGAAAAUUUUGGGUCAGAAAACAAAGACUAUGGAGGUGAUGAUAAACCUGCUGAGUCUACUGAGGCACCUCCAAUUAAAACAAAACGCCUCUUUGUAACAGGCCUCUCCUUUUAUACAUCCGAGAAGACUUUACGUGCAGCUUUUGAAAGCUUUGGUGAGCUUGUGGAAGCUAAGAUUAUAAUGGACAAAAUUUCUAAAAGAUCCAAGGGUUAUGCAUUUAUUGAGUACACUACAGAGGAAGCUGCAGGUGCGGCUCUCAAGGAAAUGAAUGGCAAGAUCAUCAAUGGUUGGAUGAUAGUUGUUGAUGUUGCGAAAACAAACCCACCUAAAUUUAACAGAGGGCAACCAAGACCAACUUUUUAGCACUGACAAUGGCGGGAUACAUGAAUUGAAGCUCUAUGAAGUACAGAAGAAUGUAAAGAUCGCCUUGUCAAGUGUUUGUAUUGAGCAGCUUUGAUCAUUGAUAAACACAGAAGAUGCUUUUGUAUCCAUAUAUGCUCUUCACAGUUUUGUCAUAGGCCACCAAUGAUCAACAACAGAGUUAUUCAGGGCAGCUCCAGUUGGUUUUUUGUGGUGUUUUAUUUCUUUCUGUCAGGCAUCUGUCUUGCUGUAUUUUUUAAUGUGGCUUUAGCCUAAUGUUCCGAAAGGCACUGGCAGUAACGGUGACACUUGAUCGUUCCUUCAUAUGUACUUAUCACACAGUGUUUUUUUAAAGAAAUAUAUUUA